AAAACCCCCUCCUCGCAAAGAAAAGAAAGCCCCCUUCCUGCCCUGCCCUGCCCUGCCUCUCCCCAAAGCCAAAGCCGCCCCCUUCCCAUCGAGCAGGCAACAGGCCCAACUCGCGCCGCCGCCUCCUCCGAUCUCCCCCUCCUCCUCUUCCGAUCCCCAGAGGGAGUCGCGACCCAAGACAAGAAGCAGAUCUCCCAUGGCGGCGCUGGGCUCGAAGCUGGCGCAGGUGCAGGCCAAGGCGUGCGAGGCGACGCGGUUCGCGGCCAGGCACGGCUGCGCCUACCACAAGACCCUGAUGGAGAAGAACAAGAAGUACGUCGUGGAGCCGCCCACCAUCCAGAAGUGCCAGGAGCUCUCCAAGCAGCUCUUCUACACCCGCCUCGCCAGCCUUCCUGGUCGCUAUGAAGCAUUCUGGAAAGAGCUUGACCAAGCAAAGCUCCUGUGGAGGAACCGGAAGGACCUGAACGUCGAGCAUGCUGGUGUCGCGGCACUGUUUGGGAUCGAGUUGUACGGAUGGUUCUGCGUGGGUGAGAUCGUCGGACGAGGGUUCACUCUCACGGGCUACAACGUCUGAGCGCCUAAGAUACCGCAUCCGUCAGUCCACGCUUGCUGAUAAAGACUCCUGUUAGCCAAUCAGUUUCUUGUGAUCUGAUGCGAAGUUUUGUUUUCUGAAAUAUCAUUGAUGCUGGUGAAUUACGUACAUCUGGGUAAAAACCGAUUUGGUGGGGUACAAUAAUUUGAUGAGACUUAGUUAAAAGCCUGGAAGAAAUGAUAUCGAUGCUGUGGUUGCCUUGCUUUUCCAUAUGGAUGAAUGUAUUGGAAACUUGCAUAUGAAAUCAGGGCACUGAUGCCUCUAGAGAAAUUCGAGCUCUCUUUUUCAUUA
Messenger RNA from Brachypodium distachyon (stiff brome), 883 nucleotides. RefSeq lists its product as uncharacterized. Gene Ontology annotation, molecular function: proton transmembrane transporter activity. The record is from RefSeq and is a predicted model, not a curated record. Gene Ontology annotation, biological process: proton motive force-driven ATP synthesis. NCBI's taxonomy places the organism in Eukaryota, Viridiplantae, Streptophyta, Magnoliopsida, Poales, Poaceae. Bases 197 to 574 code for a protein of 125 amino acids. The transcript has 3 exons.